Rhagoletis zephyria (snowberry fruit fly) is the source of this 1773-nucleotide messenger RNA. It is a transcript of the gene ftz, whose product is annotated as fushi tarazu. Lineage: Eukaryota; Metazoa; Arthropoda; Insecta; Diptera; Tephritidae. Gene Ontology annotation, cellular component: nucleus. Gene Ontology annotation, biological process: anterior/posterior pattern specification; negative regulation of transcription by RNA polymerase II. The record is from RefSeq and is a predicted model, not a curated record. Gene Ontology annotation, molecular function: DNA-binding transcription factor activity, RNA polymerase II-specific; RNA polymerase II cis-regulatory region sequence-specific DNA binding.
AUGGCUGCCACAAAUUACUAUCCGGAGUACACAAAUAACACAAUGAUUUCUCAACAGCAAGCAUAUGCUUAUAGCGGAUACUACAGCAACAAUGAAUCAUACUACGAAGCUUCCAGUGACAACAACUUAAUGCAAAAUGUUUGCCCCACUCGGUAUCCUAUGUCAUACCAAGCUAGUUAUGAGCAAUAUAAGUCCUCUCCAGCUAACUUCACAGGGCAGAUUUACAAAACUGCAGAAUGGAGCUAUACCAGCAGCACUUCUACGGCGUCUUGCGGCCAACAAAGUGAUUAUAAGGAAGUUAUUUAUCAUGAAGUUCCUUCUAACUUGGUAAAAAAUGAGAGGAAGAGCCAAGGCGUAAUUACCACAAAUUUAAAUGGUUUCGGGAACGAAAAGAAACCAGAAUCACCAAAGCGAAGAUCAUCCGAGCUAGACAAUGAUGUGAAAACAGAGGCGGAAAAGCCGAGUACGUUACGGUCCUUAUUAACGAACCCUGCCAAGAAAUUGAAGUAUACUCCAAACUACUUUUUCACAACAAUGGAAAAAGUCAGUUCACCAAAGAAGCCAUCAAGCAAAAGCAACGCCAAGUCCAAUGACAAUUCAAACGUCGUCAGGUAUCCAGUCAAUACACCCCCCAGUUUUGAGCAGGAUGUUGUCGGUGGCGGCAGUCGUAUACCUACGCCUUCUACGCUCAGUGUGCUUUCUUCUCCUAGUCGCAAUGAUAUUGGUUAUUUGGAAACAUACUCUCCUCAAUCUGCAAAACUAUCGAAUCAAGGAAAGCACAGUGAUUUUCUCACACCACCACCGUCGAAUGCAUCAGCAACUGCGGCUUUUGGAGCGGCAGAGCCGACAUCGUUGGCGAUCUCACCAGCUGCUAUUGCACCAAUAAAAACUACUCCAUCCACGAAUGCAUCGCUUGUGGAUGGUAUUAGUACGCCACCCCUAUCGCCGCAUGACCAAGCUGUCAAUCAAAAUCAACAGGUUCGGCCAUUGCCGGCGUUAAAGCAAAAUGAAAUCAAUCAUCAAAUUUUGACAGAUACGGCGGCAGAGUUCAACUGGUCACACUGCGAAGAGAGUUUGACAGCAGAUUGCAAAGAUUCAAAACGCACUCGCCAGACUUACACCCGUUUCCAGACUCUGGAGCUAGAAAAGGAGUUCUACUCAAACCGGUAUAUUACGCGCCGUCGUCGCAUUGAAAUCGCCAACGCAUUGUCACUUACUGAGCGCCAAAUAAAAAUUUGGUUCCAGAACCGUCGAAUGAAGUCGAAGAAAGACCGCACAUUGGAUCCACCUACUCCCGACUACCAAGGCCUGUCCCACUACCCGAACCCUGGCUUGGAAGCAGUUGCUACCACACAACCGCCUUCACAAGCUCAGCUUCUGUACCUAAGUGCGCAACCAAAUGGACCCGUACCACCCGCCUACCCUCCUUACAUGACUGGUGGCCAAGCCUAUUCGCCAAAUCCAGUGAAUGCUUACCCGGGCCAGAGUGCACUUUCACAUUGUGGCCAAAUGUAUGAUGCUGCAACAGCAGGACAAUCAUUAUACAACCAAAAUAAUCAUCAUCAACAGUAUCCACAGCAGUCGCCGUAUCUGUUGGCUCAGCAAUAUCCGCCGCACGCCUACCAACACCAACAUCACCACCUCCAGCAGAGACAGUAUCAACAGUCACUGGCUCAAAUGCGGCCACAACAACAACAACUACUACCAUCACAGCAGCAACAUCAACUGCAAAUGAACAGUGCGCCAGCAGGAUCCUCAAUGUAUCUGCCGUAG